AUGAGCGCUCCCAGUCAGUCAGCUUCUCCCGGGGGCGGGGGCAGGGCCAGAGGCAGAGGCAGGGCCAGAAUCAGGGAAGGCGGCGGGGUUGGCGGGAGGGAGCGAGAGGUUGUCAUUGCUACCGAAACUGGGAUUUCACCUGUCCCGGUGCCCAGUACAAGCGACGAAACGGGCCAUCCCUCCACUUCCGAUUCGUCCGAGUAUAGUAUCCGUUCUGAGUGGCAGACGCUCUCGCGGCCGCCGUUCGUUUCCUCAGAGUCGAGUACGUCCUCACGGGAACCGGCCGACUCGUGGAGCUCUGGCGUGUCCGCUCAUCUCAGCAGCAGUGUUAGCCGGGCUACUGAUUCCGACACUAGGAUUGGCCGUUGGGGGUUUAGUGUCCUCAACCCGAGGAAUCGGAUCUUAGAGCCCGCCACUCACUUAGAGGUUUCGGAGGGGGCUGCUCCUCCCACUAACCCAAACACCGACAUUUUGGGCUUACCGGUAGCACAAACUAUCGUCCCGCUUUCUGAUUCUGUUAUGUCAAUUCAAGGAUCCUCACAGCCCUCUUUAUUGAGCACCCCCCCUAGUUUGGGUGAUUUGCGUUCAGAAGCUAUUGAUGAAGGGUCAGUGCCCGGUUCCCAGGGAGGGUUGAUCGAAGAGCCCAUCCCGGCUUCAGAGCCCAGCUAUCGCUGGUUAUCGGAGCCAGAGCUUCCCACAGAGAACCGCCCCUCACCGGCCUCUGUGCCACCCACUGCGACAGCUCGUAACAGAACCCGAGGGCAGGGAUUCCACAAUCCCCCGGCGCCUGGUUAUCCGUGGGUGUCAGUGUUAGGGCCCCCUCUUCCCAGAUACUUUUCCCAACUGUCUGUGCAAGGGCCCCGUGUACCCCAUAACACCCCUCAUGGGUCUGGCCAGCACUCGAUGACCAGCCGGGAUUCGAUAGAACAACCUUCACGUAAUUUCCCGUCUCAGAUAUCGAUCCCAGUGCCUACUGUACCGUAUAACACCCCACGGGCGUCACUGCAAGGGCCCAACACCUUCCCAGCGCCGGGCUGCAACCGCCUGUCUCUAGAAGGCUCGGCUCCGCCCCCCGGCGCUCCCUGGGUGUUAGCACAUGGAUCUGCCCCGCCCGCGGUGGCCGGCCCCCACUGGGUAUUAUUAAGAAGGCCGACUCCGCCUUCGUGCUGCCCCCGGGUGUCCGCAGAAAGGUCUGCCCCACCCUUGCCAGUGCCGGCUCAAAUACCCACGCCCCGGGAGAGCCAGCAGCCAAGAAUGGCGAAUCAAGAGAAGGCGAUCCACAUGUUCGACGUAGUGGUGAUUGGAGGCGGUAUAUCAGGUUUGGCGGCUGCCAAACUCUUAUCUGAGUAUGAUAUUAAUGUUUUGGUUUUGGAAGCCCGGGACAGGGUUGGAGGAAGAACAUAUACUGUGAGGAAUGAACAAGUCAAUUAUGUGGAUGUUGGUGGAGCUUAUGUGGGACCGACUCAGAACAGAAUCUUACGCUUAUCAAAGGAACUGGGUAUAGAAACAUACAAAGUGAACAUCAGUGAGCGUCUUGUUCAAUAUGUCAAGGGGAAAACUUAUCCAUUUCGUGGUGCCUUUCCUCCAGUAUGGAAUCCCAUCGCCUACCUAGAUUACAACAACCUGUGGCGCACCAUGGACAACAUGGGAAAGGAGAUUCCAGCAGAUGCUCCUUGGCAAGCACCUCAUGCUGAUGAGUGGGACAAGAUGACCAUGAAAGAACUUAUCGAUAAAAUAUGCUGGACAAAGACUGCCAGACACUUCGCCUAUCUUUUUGUUAACAUCAAUGUGACCUCCGAGCCCCACGAGGUAUCUGCCCUAUGGUUCUUGUGGUAUGUAAAGCAGUGUGGUGGCACCACUCGGAUUUUCUCAGUUACCAACGGAGGCCAGGAACGCAAGUUUCUUGGUGGAUCUGGCCAAAUAAGUGAGAAGAUAAUGGAACUUCUUGGAGACCGAGUGAAACUCAAUCGUCCUGUCACCUAUGUUGAUCAAACUAAUGACAACAUCAUAGUUGAGACAGUGAAUCAUGAAACCUAUGAGUGCAAAUAUGUGAUUAGUGCCAUCCCUCCAAUCUUGACUGCUAAAAUUCACUUCAAACCGGAGCUUCCAUCAGAAAGAAACCAGUUAAUUCAACGUCUUCCCAUGGGAGCUGUCAUUAAGUGCAUGAUGUAUUACAAGGAGGCCUUCUGGAAGAAGAAGGAUUACUGUGGUUGCAUGCUCAUCGAAGAUGAAGAUGCUCCAAUUGCAAUAACCCUGGAUGACACCAAGCCAGAUGGAUCGGUACCUGCCAUAAUGGGCUUCAUUCUUGCCCGUAAAGCUGAUCGGCUUGCCAAGCUUCAUAAAGAAAUCAGGAAGAGGAAAAUUUGUGAGCUAUAUGCCAAAGUGCUGGGAUCAGAAGAAGCUUUACAUCCGGUGCAUUAUGAAGAGAAGAACUGGUGUGAAGAACAGUACUCCGGAGGCUGCUACACAGCCUAUUUCCCACCUGGCAUCAUGAGUCAAUACGGAAGGGUGAUUCGUCAGCCUGUGGGCAGGAUUUACUUUGCUGGUACAGAAACAGCCACCCAAUGGAGCGGUUACAUGGAAGGCGCAGUGGAGGCCGGGGAAAGGGCUGCUCGAGAGAUUUUGAAUGCCCUGGGGAAAGUGGCCAAGAAAGACAUAUGGGUUCCAGAACCAGAGUCAGAGGAUGUUCCAUCAUUGGAAAUCACACCUACCUUCCUGGAAAGAAAUCUGCCAUCUGUUCCUGGCCUCAUGAAGAUUAUCGGGGUGUCUACAUCAGUAACUGCUCUGUGUUUUAUCCUGUACAAGUUGAAGCUGCUGCCACGUCCCUAAAGUUUCAGCCUCAUGCAUUCUACUUAGUCCUACCCCAAACCUAUAAAAAAAAAGUUGGCCAUUUGUAAGCUGUGUAUCGGGCCAGUUUUAAGUGCACUUGAUUUAACCAUUUGCAAUGUAGUUUUAGUCUGUGCUAAUAUAAAACCCACCCAAAGAACCAAUCAAUUCAUUUUAGUAACAUUCUAUACUACUUUGUUUAUGUAGACUAGCUCGUGUUGAUAAAAUCUUGUGAUUGCCUCUUAAUUUCAAAACGUUAAAGUUGAAGUGCUCCUCAGAAACAAUUUUUGUGUCCUUGUUUUUCUUUCUUUAAAGCGAAGUAUCUGAUAAUUUCAAAAGUAAUGAGUUCAAAUUUUUGUCAGUAUGCAAUAGGUUAAGAUCCAGCCUGUGGCUGAACUUUUCCACUUAAACAAUUGUGAUGUGUUAGUGCAGAGCCCAGAGGCUUCUUAGCUUCCUGAGGUGAGCACUUCCUACAUUGGAUCAGCAAAUGCUAAAUGAGACACAGUGGAGUGGGACGUGUGGACUCUUGGUUUAGGGUGGGGGCAUCUUGUGGGCUGCUUGUCUAAUUCACAGGAAUCCCCUAAGCAGAUUCCUAUGACUUAGCUACCUAGGUUCAGCACUCCAGCAUGUUUUGCUCCUUCACUUCUUCCCGAGAUGAGCACUUACUGAGUUAGAAUGCUGAAAUGGAUUUGUUGGGACUUGUGUGCACCUCCUCAAAUGAGCAGCAGAAGAGAACAGCAGGACUGUCCCUGAUGAGGCCUCCCUGACUAGUUCCCUAUGAGCCCAGUUCCAGUGGGCAUCUUUUCUGCGUGGAAGGUGGCUGGACAGUCAGUGAUUUCAUUCCAUAAAGAUUUCAGGAAAGCUUUGUUGCAUUUUUUUUUUCAGGUAGCCCCCACAUAUCUGAAGGCUCUUAGAGGCAUAUAUUUUUCUUUAUUCUUAUAACCUUAGAAGUGUAUCUUUUAACUCAUAUAUCUUAAAUGUAGCUAUUUUGCAUAAGUAUUUGCAUGCCAAUUUAUGCUGAAAUAUGUAUGAUAAAUUUCUGAUUAUUACUUGUUGAAACUGUCAACAAAGAAAGGAAAUUAGGGCUCUAUAUGAUAACCUCAUUUCUAAAUUUUGUAACAGAAACAAAAUUGACUGAUUUUAUAUCUGAAAACUGAGUUCUCUUAUAAAGUGGGCUCAGACUGGUGCCCACCACUUACCUUGGCCAUUUUUAAAACUGCCAGAUUUUUUUAAAGCUCCUGCCAAAUAUUUCAAUUAUAAAAGCUUUCUUUUUAAAAACUACAAAUAUAUUUUUUAUUUAAGGAGAGUUAAAGAGUGCCAAAAGAAACCAGCCGUACCAAGUUUAUUACUCUAUUAACCUUAUCAGAAAUAUAAACGUAGUCUCUGGACCCUGGUAUGAAGAUUCAAGGUCCUCCAAAGGUUUUUUUAUCCUAAGAGCAAAGAGCUGGAUUUUUUCUGCCACUCUUUAUCUUGUGAUUCAAAAGCAUUUUAGCUAACUUAGGAGUUUCGACAACAUCUUGGAUAUGUUCCAGUACCAUCAAGCAUUACUGCACAUUAUAUCAAACUGCUUUGAGAAAUCUCACCUCAAAUCUCAAGCAGUUUUUCUGUUCACUUAAUGGUUAACCUAGUCCUGACACACCUUUUGGGAAUUGCUGACUUAAACUUCUGAACUAGCAACAGUUUUAACAGUAAUCAAAUAGAUAACAUUAAAGUCUUGCAUGUUGAAGAACUCUUGAGUGUACCAUUUACAUUCUUCUCCACUUUUUAGAAAGCCAGUUGAUUGAUCCUAUUUUAGCCAGUCCUGUUAAGCUCUAGAUUUGGGUCUUAAAAUGAUUGCCAGUCCAGAUAUGCCUAGACGUGAAAUUGGACCUAGGAACUCCCACCAUAUGUGAGGUCAUCCAUCAUGAAGAUAACAUUGGUAUUUUCUCCAAACCAAGAGACAAACAACAGUUUAAGAUGGCUGAUAGGGUAUUGCCCUGUAAGGCAUGCCCCUCACAGUUCUGAAAGCUGAAGUUGGCUUCAUUCUAGAGUUAGGUUGAGAAUUGGAUUUGGAAAUUUCAUGUUUGUCACAAUUGACUGCUAAAUAAGAUCUUAUACUCCACUGAAGAAGAAUAUGUUGAAGGAUUGUAAACCCUGUUUUGUUUAUGAACUUGGUACCUACUGUUCCAUGUCUAAAAUUUACCCCCCCGUGCUACAUGUGGGACUAUGCCUAUAUGUGUGUUUUGUCAUUGAAGUGCAAUUUGCUUGUGUGGUACUCUUUUGUUUGUUAAUAAAGUACACUACCACUCCUGA
Ochotona curzoniae (black-lipped pika) is the source of this 5118-nucleotide messenger RNA. Its product is annotated as amine oxidase [flavin-containing] A. The transcript has 15 exons. The coding region runs from base 1 to 2829 and encodes 942 amino acids. Lineage: Eukaryota; Metazoa; Chordata; Mammalia; Lagomorpha; Ochotonidae. Gene Ontology annotation, molecular function: oxidoreductase activity. The record is from RefSeq and is a predicted model, not a curated record.